AUGGAGACCUACGCGGCAACGGCGUCGCCACCCACGUGCGUGGACAAGCUCAGCCACCAGCUCUUCUCCCUGCUCGAGAGCGAGUUCCUCAUCGGCGGGUGGUGCCCGUCCGGCCCCGGGAGGCCAGCGCGGGCGCUCCUCGACGGCGGCGGCCGCGUGCGGGUGCUCGCCAUCGACGGCUGCGGCGCGGGCGCCGAGGACGCGCUCCUGGCCGCCGCGGCGCUCGCGAGGCUCGAGGCCAAGCUGCGAGACUGCACGGGGGACCCCGACGCGCGCGUCGCGGACUUCUUCGACGUGGCCGCGGGCGCCGGCGCAGGCGGCGUCCUCGCCGCGAUGCUGCUCCUCAGGGGCGCCGACGGCCAACCGCGGUACUCGGCCCAGGAGGCGCUCGCGUUCGUCGCCGGCAUCGUCGGGAGGAAGGACUGGUGCGGCCGGAGCCGGCGCGGUGGGUGGGCGAAGCUCUUCCAAGGCUCUCGCGGCGGCGGCGACCGCAUGCUCCGCCGCGUGUUCGGGGACGCCACGCUCAGGGACACCGUGGCGCCGCUCCUCGUGCCGUGCUACGACCUCGGCACGGCCGCGCCGUUCGUGUUCUCGCGCGCCGACGCCGUCGAGAGCGAUAGCUUCGACUUCCGCCUCCGCGACGUGUGUGCCGCCACCUGCGCCGCGGGCGGCGCGCUCGCGAGCGAGUUCCCCCUCGCCACCGGCGUCGAAGACCUCCUCGUGCUCUCCAUCGGCGCCGGUGCCUCCUCGGCCACCGUAUCCGUGUGCGACGGGUCGAGCACGCCCAUGCCCACGCGUUCUCCGUCGCCGCGGGAGCUGGCGCGCGUAACCGCCGAGGGCGUCGCGGACAUGGUGGACGAGUCAGUGGCCAUGGCGUUCGGACUCGCUUGCGGAAGCAACUACGUGCGCAUCCAGGCCGGCAAGGCGCCGGCGCCGCUCCACGCGGCCACCGCAUCCGCGGCAGCGGGAGCGAUGCUUGCGCAGCGGAACGUGGAGUCGGUGCUGUUCCAGGGGCGGAGGCUGUCGGAGCGGACCAACGCCGAGAAGGUGGACGCGAUGGCCGCGGAGCUGGUCAAGGAGCAGGAGCGGCGGAGGCGCAGCCCGCUUCCGAACGUGGCCAUCAAACAGGUCGGCACGCCGCGCCUGUCGUCGGCGACCACUGCUUCGUCGGGCACUGCGACGGCCAGGACGGCGUCGACGAUGCCGUCGCCGGCGUCAUGGGAGUCGCGCAGAUAG
This is a messenger RNA of Miscanthus lutarioriparius, 1236 nucleotides long. The record is from the annotation of a GenBank genome assembly. NCBI's taxonomy places the organism in Eukaryota, Viridiplantae, Streptophyta, Magnoliopsida, Poales, Poaceae.